UGCGGGGCCGGGCCGGGCGGAGCUCCGAGCCGUGCCGUGCCGAUCCGAGCCGUGCCGAGCUGUACCGGGCCCGGAAGGCGCCAGGCGGGGGCGGAGCGGGGCGCAGCCGCGGGGUCCGUGUCGGUGCCGGCGGAGCGCCCGGAGCUGAGCUCGGCGACUAUAAGACCCAGAUAUGUCCUUCAUAUUUGAUUGGAUUUACAGUGGUUUCAGUAGCGUAUUACAGUUUUUAGGACUGUACAAGAAAUCAGGCAAACUAGUUUUUCUUGGAUUGGACAAUGCUGGAAAAACUACGCUGCUGCACAUGCUCAAAGAUGACAGACUGGGACAGCACGUCCCCACACUACACCCCACUUCAGAGGAGCUGACAAUUGCUGGCAUGACUUUCACUACCUUUGAUCUGGGUGGACAUGCUCAAGCUCGCAGAGUGUGGAAAAACUAUCUGCCAGCUAUUAAUGGCAUUGUGUUCUUGGUGGACUGUGCAGAUCAUGAAAGACUGCUCGAAUCAAAAGAAGAACUUGAUUCACUAAUGACAGAUGAAACUAUUGCUAAUGUGCCUAUCCUAAUCCUUGGUAAUAAGAUUGACAGACCUGAAGCCAUCAGUGAAGAGAGGUUACGAGAGAUGUUUGGUCUGUACGGCCAGACAACAGGAAAGGGCAGUAUACCAUUGAAAGAAUUGAAUGCAAGGCCACUAGAAGUGUUCAUGUGCAGCGUGCUAAAGAGACAAGGCUACGGAGAAGGAUUCCGUUGGAUGGCACAGUACAUUGAUUAACGCCAAAAUCACAUUAGUACUUUCUGUCCCAUGUCUAAAUAUUAAGUCUGCUCCUUCUCUGAUCACUCAGUGUACGUAACUUGAAUUCAUUUGACUGUUUAGUUAUAUAAGCAUACAUUUUUACAUAAUUAUACCACCUAUGCUAAAUUGUAAGUGUGAGGAUUGAAAAAUUAUUUCAAGCAAGUUUGUAAGUUUAAGUACCACAACUUUUUAGCUUUCUAAUCCCAUACAACAUUCUUUUGCAACUUUUAAUUUAACAAAUCUCCAGCACCAUUUUUGGACAGAGCAACUUUCCAGUACAGUAUGUUUGAAUGCACUUUUUAACAGCUAAAAACUACAGACAUGUGAAAAAUAUUUAAUGCUUAUCAUGUUAAAUUUUUUUAUGUACUUUUUUGAAACUGGUUUUAUAACUUUAGAGUAUAUAACCAUCUUUCAACGAAUAAUAAAUAAUUAGCUGAUGGAUAAUUGCAUGAUGCCUUACAGUUUUCAAUAAUAUACUUUCUUAUGCAACGUCAUGCAAUAAAUUUAAAUCCAGUUUUUGGCGACUUUAA
Molecule: messenger RNA, 1320 nt
Organism: Cygnus olor (mute swan)
Lineage: Eukaryota; Metazoa; Chordata; Aves; Anseriformes; Anatidae
Gene: SAR1B
Product: secretion associated Ras related GTPase 1B
Exons: 7
Coding region: 173-769 (198 amino acids)
Biological process (GO): vesicle organization; endoplasmic reticulum to Golgi vesicle-mediated transport; intracellular protein transport
Cellular component (GO): COPII vesicle coat; endoplasmic reticulum exit site
Molecular function (GO): GTP binding; GTPase activity
Source: RefSeq, a predicted model, not a curated record